Messenger RNA from Eleginops maclovinus (Patagonian blennie), 1346 nucleotides. Its product is annotated as leptin-like. The coding region runs from base 63 to 539 and encodes 158 amino acids. The transcript is spliced from 3 exons. The record is from RefSeq and is a predicted model, not a curated record. Lineage: Eukaryota; Metazoa; Chordata; Actinopteri; Perciformes; Eleginopidae.
CAGCCAGCAGAGGAACACCAGUGCUAUUCCACUUUUGGUACAUCCAGAAAAAAUCUACAAAUAUGGACAACACUUUGGCCCUCCUGUUUUCUCUGCUGUUCAUCUUUAGUGUGGGUACAGCUGCUCCUCUGCCAAUGGACGUAGUAAAUAUGAAAUCGAGAGUGAAAGUGAUUUCUGAAACGUUGCUUAGCAGGCUGAAAAAAGGCUUCCAGGAUCCACCUGGUCUGACUCCUGCUGAUGAUCUGGAUGGACUUUCCUCCACAGUGUACGUCUUGGAGGGUUAUAGAAGCCUGAUAAAUGACUCCGUCAAUGGGGCAAAACAGGUCAGGACUGACAUCUCUUCACUGACAGGCCACCUCAGACUGUGGAUGGAGGAGCAAUGCAGUGAGCAGCAGCACAAAGGUGUAGAGUCACAGACGCUGAAACUGCUGCAGAGUCGACAGGGGUUCACCCUCAGUGUGAGCCUCGAGGCUGUCAUGAGAGUGAAGGAGUUCCUCAAUCUGCUGCUAAAACGACUGGAUAAUCUUGAAUCUUGCUGAAAGAUAAAAAAACACGGGCCAAAUAUAUGUAAGUCGCCGGCCGCAUUUUUGGGAAAAAAUUGCCCACAUCUGGCAAAGUUGAACUUUUGCAAUGUGUUUUAAAGGAAAUGUAUUCUUGCACUUGUGUUUUUUAAAACAUAUGUAUUUAUUUAUAUACUUAAAAUAUGUUGUUUUGUAUUCAAACUAGGAUUUCUUAUUUAUCCACACAUUUCAAUGCAAACCGAUCAAUGCUUAGAAAAGAUAAAUACUUGCUGUGUUAUGACACCACUGUUGUAUCAACAAAGCGCUCUGUGAAAACGGUGGACCUUUGCAAUAAUUCAUUCAUGAAGCUGAAUCAGGCUGGCUGUAGCAGAGGUAGUGUCACAAAGGUCAGUGAUGUCAUCCCUAAAAUUGUUGUUUGUUUGAGAACUAAAAGCACAGGAUGGGCAAAGGGCAACUUUCAUUGAAAUGCAAUGUCAUAUAAUAUUAUAGACUUGUUAUUUAAAUCUAUAGAGGAUGAUUUUUGUCCAGACAUUUUGUAUUAAAACUGAAUAAAUAUUUACAGAAAGUCGUUUUGGGGAUAUGCAUGUUUGUCAGCGUGGUGCAAUCAGAAUGAAUGUAACAAGGAAUGUAGGCCAAGUAAAUACACAAAGUGGUUUGUGGGUGUUUGGUCUCUACCUACUCUUGUAUUCCAAGUAUUCCAAGGAGGAGUUAGUAUUAACAACAGGGACUGUUAUUUUAAACAAACAUGACUUGUAUUUAAAUGACUUGUGAAUGUGACAAAUAGGGAUUUCAUAUAAAAAAUAAAAGAUGAUAAUAAAACACCAA